Messenger RNA from Eriocheir sinensis (Chinese mitten crab), 1005 nucleotides. Its product is annotated as von Willebrand factor C and EGF domain-containing protein-like. The coding region runs from base 271 to 612 and encodes 113 amino acids. The transcript is spliced from 3 exons. Lineage: Eukaryota; Metazoa; Arthropoda; Malacostraca; Decapoda; Varunidae. The record is from RefSeq and is a predicted model, not a curated record.
GUUGCCACCGAAGAGCCGUGCCUGGUCUGCUCGUGCACCCCGCCACACCACACCUCACCACAUGCCUCGCUGGUGUGCCACUUGAGGGUGUGUCCCGCGGUGCCUAACUUGGUGCCCCGCGGCUGCUACAAGCUACAGAAGGCGGGAAGAUGUUGUCCUGAGGUGGUUUGCGACGGUGAGUUAGGGAGCAACAAACUCUAUAGGGAGGAGGCUAAGACAGGGCUGGCGGCGGCGGAUCUCAGGCGCCAGCAGGUGGAGAUCCAAGCGGCCAUGGAGGAGGCGGUGAAGGCGGUGGAAGGGACGAGGCGCCGCUGGGGGGACGUGGAAGGGGGGACGUCUAGUACUACCUCCUCCUCCACUACGACUGUCUCCACCACCUCCACCUCCGACUCCACUUUUAUCUAUCCGCCCGCUGCUAAAGGGUGUCUGCAGGACGGGGCGAUGUUUGCUGAAGGGUCGGCCAUGAUGUCCCCUGACGAGUGUUCCUACUGCUUCUGCAUCCACGGCAGUAGGCAGUGCGUGGCCCCCAAGUGCCUCCUGCCCGUGGAAGGAUGCCGCCCCCGCUACCGAACCUUCUCCUGUUGCCCCUCCUUCUAUGACUGUCGUGAGUAAGGGGAGGGAGCAAGGACAAGGAAGAAGAGAUAAGGAAAGGAGACCGAGGAAAACUGAAGGAGAGAUAAGAAAAGGGGAUGUAGGAAAAGGGGAAAAGAUAUAAAAAGUGAGAGAAAAGUGGGGCCUGACUUAGAAGGAGGGGAGAAGGAAGGAUAGAAGAUAGGACUGAAUGGAAGAGAGAAAGGAAAGAAAGGAAGUAAGGAAGAAGAAAAAUGAGAAAAAGAAAUGGGAGAGAGGUAAGUGGGAUGUGAUCGUGAGUAGGGGAGAAGGGAGGUUAGAAAGAAAGGAAGACAGGAAUGAAAGGAAAGAAGAAAGGAACCUAAGCAAUGAAGAAAAGAUGAAUGAGAAAUUACUAUAUAAAGUCGUCCUCUGCUGCGCCUUCUUCUGUAACUA